Tricharina praecox is the source of this 1740-nucleotide messenger RNA. RefSeq lists its product as uncharacterized. Lineage: Eukaryota; Fungi; Ascomycota; Pezizomycetes; Pezizales; Pyronemataceae. The transcript is spliced from 3 exons. Gene Ontology annotation, cellular component: cytoplasm. Gene Ontology annotation, molecular function: nucleic acid binding; zinc ion binding. Bases 1 to 1740 code for a protein of 579 amino acids. The record is from RefSeq and is a predicted model, not a curated record.
AUGGGCCAAACACCGUCCUCCGACGCGGGCGGCCAAGGCCAAGGCCGGACCGCCGCCGUCACAGAACCGACAAAAACCUGCUACUACACGCUCCUAUCCAUCGAGCGCUCCGCGACACCAGAAGAGAUCAAGAAAGCCUACCGCAAAAAAGCGCUCGAGCUCCACCCCGACCGGAACUACCAAGACGUUGAGCGCACCACCGCCCUGUUCGCCGAGGCACAGGCUGCCUACGAGGUUCUCUCUGAUCCGCAGGAACGGGCAUGGUACGAUUCCCACCGGGACGCCAUCUUGCGCGGCCACCAGCCUGGAGAUCCUGGGGAAGGAUCGAAGCCCGUGGAUGUAACCACAUCUUCAGACAUUCUGGACUGGUUCGGCCAUUUCAGUAUAAACACCUCGUUCGACGAGAGUGACCCGCAAGGAUUUUAUCAGCUUUUGAGAAAGAGUUUCCGACAGCUUGCGGAUGAAGAGGUGAAAGCGGCGGAGUGGGAGGGUGAAGAUCCGGUUUAUUAUCCCAGCUUUGGAGGCGAGCGGGAUACGUAUGAGUCGGGGACAAUUAAGGAUUUCUACCUUGCGUGGACGAAUUUUGCGACAAGAAAAAGUUUUUCGUGGUGCGAUGUUUAUCGGUAUACCGACGCUCCAGACCGGAGGGUCAAGAGGGCCAUGGAGAAGGAGAAUAUGAAGGCCAGGGAAAUGGCGAGAAGGGAAUUUAAUGAUACGGUUGCAUCGUUUGUUAAGUUUGUGAGGAAGAGAGAUCCGAGGUAUACGCCGAACUCGAUGACCGAGAAAGAGCGGCAGGCGGCGUUGUUGAAGAAGAGCAGGGAGCAGGCUAUGAGGCAAAGAGAGGAGAAUAAGAAGAAUCGGGGGGAGUAUAAGGCCGCGGAUUGGACUCAGGUUCGCGAUGAUAAGGAUGAGGGGUCUGAAAGCGAGGAGGAGGAGGAGGAGGAGGGGGAUGGGGAGUUGGAUGGGGAGCAGGUGGAGGGGGAAACGGUGGCGAGUGAUGAGGAGGCCGAAGAGGAAGAAGAGGAGGAGGAGGAGCGAUACGAGUGCAUCAUCUGCAAGAAAGUGUUCCGCAGCCAGGGCCAGAUGGAUGCUCACGAGAAAAGCAAGAAACACGUCAAAGCGGUGCAGCAGCUAAAGCGGCAAAUGAUGAAGGAGAAUCAGGAGUUCGAUCUAGACAGAGACGUCAGGGGGAGGGCUUACAAACCUGAGGCUGAGUAUACGCUCAUGGAAGACGAGGAAGAGUUAUCGGCGGAGGAGAACCAUAUCUUGGAUGAUAGCCUGGAUACGAAGGAGCCCACACCUGCUCCUAAAGAGCAGGAAGUAAUAGAUACAGAGACUCCCGCCACACCAGCACCAGAACCAGAGCAAAAACCAGCAGAAGACUCAGACACGGAUGAAUACGUCUCAGCAGAGAAAUUCCAAGCGCGAAUACUCGGUGAGGAUGAGGGUCUGGACGGGAUAUCAAGCGGCCUCGCCUCCACGGCAAUCUCAGACCAUGAAGACUCCAAGCCCGCCACCAAAGUCGGUAAGGCGAAAGCUAAGCGAGCGAAACGUGCACAAAAGGCGGCGGUGGAGGAGGAACAGGCGCAGACCGAUUUCAACUGUUCAAGCUGUAGAGAGUCUUUUCCGUCGAAAACGAAGCUUUUCAAUCACCUCAAAGAGAACCCUGGUCAUGCUAAGCUAGUUCCUGUAAAAGGUGGUAGCAGUGGAGGGGGGAAGAAGAAAAAGGCGAAGCGGUAG